AUGUACUUAACACACUUUUCUGUUUCCUGCUUAUCUUUCGUUUACUGCGACAAAAACAACUGUGGGAACAACAACACAGUAACUGUAUAUAUAGAGAAUCAGCUGUAUCUUUGCAGGAAACCGUCUCUUAGUGCUGUCGGACUUGCUGCUUUGAUGUGGUCUGUCAUUCGUAAACUUCAGGGGGUUCCGCUGGACGAUGACAGUGACACCUCCGCUGAAUCCCGCAUUGAGCGUAAUCAGCAAAGUAUUAUGAUGCACGAAAUGAAGCCCCACCCGCGGCCUCUUGAUCCUGACAUAUUCACCCGAGCGUAUGGUCUCCUAGAGUACGAAAAGACACGAACGUGGAUGCUAAGCGAAGAGUUUAACAAGCGGGUUCAGGCCAUUGAUCACCUGAUUGAGUUGUACACGCAGCAGCGAGAGAAUGCGGUUCGUAGCCUCCGAUACGGAUUUCUAGAGCUGUUGUUAUCCACUCUUCACAAUGAUGAGGAGGAAACGAUGCGGUGCAAAGCGGCUGAGGCCCUUGCAAUGCUUCUGAUGGAGCCCUUGGCUGUGGACAUGCUUCUCGCUAUGGACGAUGAAAAGUUCACACUCCGCGAGUUGCUUGCCACAUUGAGCGAUCCCUCUCACGAGGUCGUGAUCUUGUCGUUGCGACUUAUUUUACCGUGUCGUAUGGCCUUUAACUCCUAUGAGGCGAUUGCCCGCCUUGUCAAGUACAACUUCAUAGAACGUGGCAUCGCACUACUGAGGCACCCGGAAGAUCGAGUGGUAGCAACCGCGUGCACUGCUCUUGUGACAAUUUUCUCUGUAAAGGAGGCUUUCAUACCGUUCAUUCGGCUGGGCGGUAUGUCCGAGUUAACUGUGGCUCUCCAUCGGGAUGACCCAUUUGUUAUUUCAGAGGCGGCCGACGUCGUGACGCACGCUGCAAGUUAUCGCAUGGGCAAAAAGGCUGCGGUGGACUGCCGCACACUUGUAGCUUUGAUGCCGCACAUGCUUCACCAGAAUUUGCGUGUCCGCACUGCCGUCACCGGCGCUGUGGCGCAGCUGACAAUAUACGAACCUGGAAAGUAUCAGGCUGUGGAUGAAGGGCUUCCUCCUCUUUUACUGGCUUUACUGAUGGAGGAGGAGGAGCGGGAUGUGCUUGUUAAUGUCGUAAAGGGAAUUAUUAAUGUAGCCGAGCACCCGGUGGGGAGGAAGCGACUCCUGGGUGCUAAAGAGCGGCUACAGUCCCUUUCUUCCGUGGCUGAUGACUACCAGCCACUAACAUCUUCGAUCUGCGAGGCCCUUAGCCAGCUGGAACGAAAGUGUUAA
Molecule: messenger RNA, 1308 nt
Organism: Trypanosoma brucei brucei TREU927
Lineage: Eukaryota; Euglenozoa; Kinetoplastea; Trypanosomatida; Trypanosomatidae
Exons: 1
Coding region: 1-1308 (435 amino acids)
Source: RefSeq, a predicted model, not a curated record